AUGGGCUACACGCAUUACUAUUACGUGAUUGAUAAUCAGAUCUGGGACACCGUGCUGCCUAUACUCAAUAAUGACUUACAGCUAAUCAUUGAGGCCGCGGACAUUCCAAUAGAGAGCCAAUCUUAUCAUAACGUCUUCUAUGACUCAGCGAGAGGCAUUGAUAUCAAUGGGAUCAACGACGAUUCUUGUGAACCACUUCUGAUACCACCAGCCUCAAAUAAAACCGGUCAGAUUCUUGGAAGAGAAUAUGUGGCGAAAUGGUCAACUAAGACUGCAUCAAAACCUUACGAUCUAACAGUGACCUUGUUACUGUUGAGAUUGAAGCAGCUCGCGGGAGUCGAAAUUGAACUCUGUUCCGAUGGAAGAUGGGAUGAAUGGCUUCCAGCGCGAGCAUUGUACGCUGCACUAUGGCCUAACGAAAGUCUCGAGUGCCCUUUCAAGGAGGUCAGACCAAAUACACUACGGCCAAGCCUGAACAUUAGACCACCGCCAGAUGCUCCUGAGUGGAGUCUUGAGAAGCCUCUUUCAUCUGCUCGUGCAGCAGAAAGACUUGCACUGUGUAUCCAGAAGUUUAAGGAGUAUUCUUUCGGACUGAACCAAGCCUUAGAGGCCUGCACCACAAGCCAAAUCGAACACAGACUCUGUGCUCCAGGCAUUGGAUUUUCUUGGCCUCUUGACGACAUCAGUUUUCGUCUCGUCGAUACUGAACGAAAUUGUGUUGUGGAAAAUAGCACAGGGCAUACCUUUGUUGCACUGAGUUAUGUUUGGGGCAAUGCCUGUCAACUUCGUCUAACGAACGAUACCCAUUUGCAGCUCCUGACUGAAGGUGCACUUGACAUUAACGGCCUUCAACCCUCCCAAACAAUAAUAGAAGCUAUCGCAGUCUGCAGAAUUUUGAAACAGCGAUAUAUCUGGAUUGAUUCCCUCUGCAUCAAACAGGAUGAUAGUCGAGACAAGGCCAUCCAGAUUCUGCGCAUGCGUCAGAUAUACCAAAAGGCUACUUUUACUUUGAUUGCAGCUUCCGGAAAAAACGCCGAUGCUGGGCUGGAGUUUCACGAUUCGUCAAUAGGUGAUAUUCGAACGAUGGAUGAUAUAUAUAAAACGUCCGUAUGGCGCACAAGGGGUUGGACAUAUCAGGAGGAUGUACUAUCCUGCAGGCAAGUCAUCUUCUCUUGCACUGGAUUGUACUUCAACUGUCAAAAUCAACUUCAAAGAGUAUUCAAGGAUCCAAAAGUCCCUACCAGAGAUUUCAUUCAGAACAAGACUUCUCUCCUCAGGACGUUGACUCUACCGGGUUGCCAACUUCAAGCCUAUUGCCAGGCAGUCAUGGAGUAUACCACUCGAGAUCUCACUUUUGAGACGGAUUUGUUGAAUGCCUUUCAAGGAAUCAUUCAGUGCUUCGGUGCAAAAAUGGACGACAUUCCCAACCUAUUCUAUUACGGCCUACCGACGUCAAGCUUUGACCAGAUGUUUUGUUGGGACACCGAAUACCAUCAACCUCUUACACGUCGGUCAGAAUGGCCAAGCUGGUCCUGA
Neoarthrinium moseri is the source of this 1536-nucleotide messenger RNA. RefSeq lists its product as uncharacterized. The record is from RefSeq and is a predicted model, not a curated record. NCBI's taxonomy places the organism in Eukaryota, Fungi, Ascomycota, Sordariomycetes, Amphisphaeriales, Apiosporaceae. The coding region runs from base 1 to 1536 and encodes 511 amino acids. The transcript is spliced from 3 exons.